Molecule: messenger RNA, 354 nt
Organism: Knipowitschia caucasica
Lineage: Eukaryota; Metazoa; Chordata; Actinopteri; Gobiiformes; Gobiidae
Source: the annotation of a GenBank genome assembly
AUGUUUGUGUUUGAGCUUAGCACUCCGCUCAAACUCUGGAAACCACACAAAACGGUAGAUAAAACGGCUCUGGGUCUACUGCACACGGGGCCGCUCGUGAGUGUGUGUCAGAGGGCCCUUUCGGCUACUCUCUGCCCAGACAAAGCUGUGGUGAGGGGCUCUCUCCAACAGGACAUGGCUGCUGGGGGGAGAGAGCAGGAGCACUCCAGAGCCCAGCGCCUGCAGGAGGAGGCUAUUGGAGCCAGCUCGUCCACUCCUCAGGCUGACCGAUGUGAGCACCAGCCCUGUCUGACCUUAUCUCAGUCUGUCUGCAGCCGUCAGUCAGCAGAUGCACAGGCAAAAACAAGCUUUUAG